Messenger RNA from Astyanax mexicanus (Mexican tetra), 3829 nucleotides. RefSeq names its product L3MBTL4, histone methyl-lysine binding protein. Bases 289 to 2298 code for a protein of 669 amino acids. The transcript has 21 exons. The record is from RefSeq and is a predicted model, not a curated record. Gene Ontology annotation, biological process: regulation of DNA-templated transcription. NCBI's taxonomy places the organism in Eukaryota, Metazoa, Chordata, Actinopteri, Characiformes, Acestrorhamphidae. Gene Ontology annotation, cellular component: nucleus. Gene Ontology annotation, molecular function: protein binding; zinc ion binding.
CGCGUUGAGGGGUAAAGCGACGGGCAGGCACACCGUGUGGCGGUCGAGUUCGCCUCAGUCUCAACUCUUCCUGAUGUCUGACUGACUGCCUGUCCCCCACUUCUCCAGCCCAGCUCUGUUUUCUGCCUCUAAACGCCGUGUUUUCAGCAGGACAGCGCUGUUUUUCUGCUCCAGGCCUCGGCGUGAUUCGGCGAGGGCAUAGAAUGUGAUUGGAAUGGAAGCUGGAGGGCUGAUUCCCUGAUCGGGAGGAUUGGGCGAGCGCAAACAACAAGCGUCAGCUGUUCUCUAAUGAUGCAAGGAGAGGAUAAGAAAAAAAGGAAACAGAUUUUGAAUCCCAGAAGUGUGUCAGAGGACUACUGUCUCAGAGAGCGUCCAAAAGAAGAUACGACAAAGAUGAAAAAUAAAGUGUCCACUUCAAGUGCAGGUAAUAGUAAGAAGAAGCCAUGGUCGUGGGAUCAGUACUUGGAGGAAGAGCAAGCCAUAGCAGCCCAUCUCAACCUCUUCACUGAGUACCAGACAUUUCCUAACAACAAGAGUGGCUUCAGGGUGGGGAUGAGGCUGGAGGGAAUCGACCCCCUGCACCCCUCCAUGUUCUGCGUGCUGUCUGUUGCUGAGGUGAUUGGAUGCCGGUUGCGUCUCCGCAUCGACAGCUACGCAGAAUGCUAUGACUUCUGGGUAAAUGCUGACUCUCCUGAUAUCAGGCCAGUUGGAUGGUGUGAGUCCACGGGCCACAAACUUCAUCCACCAAAAGGUUAUAAGAUAAAUGAAUUUGACUGGGAGAAGUACUUGGAGGCAUGCAAUGCUCAGGCUGCACCAAAGAAUCUGUUCAAAUCCCAAAACAGCACCACACCCGCCUCAAAAUUUCAAGUGGGCAUGAAGCUGGAGGCAGUGGACAGGAAAAACCCCUGCCUGGUAUGUGUGGCUACAGUGGCAGACAUCGCAGACAAUCGUUUCCUGGUCCACUUCGACAACUGGGAUGAUACUUACGACUACUGGUGUGACGCCACUAGUCCUCACAUCCACCCUGUGGGCUGGUGCCAGGACCACGGGCGCCCUCUCACAGCACCUCAGGGACACCCCAAUCCAGAACAUUUUGUAUGGGAGGAGUACUUAGAAGAUAACAGCGCUUCUGCAGUUCCAAGCCAAGCCUUUUGUAUGAGAGCCCCUCACGGAUUUCAGGUCGGCAUGAGGUUGGAGGCGGUGGACCGGCGAAACCCCAUGCUGAUCCGCGUAGCCACCAUCGUGGACACUGAAGACUACAGAGUCAAGGUGCACUUCGAUGGUUGGCACACAAAGUUUGACUUCUGGGUAGACUCUGACCUGCCAGACCUUCAUCCUGUGGGCUGGUGUGGGAGGACAGGACAUCCUCUUGAACCUCCACUGAUAAACGCAGGACCUUCUGACCUCAAGAGCCCCGUCACACAGGGUGUGUGUCCGACCCCAGGCUGCAAGGGAGUGGGCCACAUCAAAGGCGCAAAAUACACAGGACACCACAGUGCCUUCGGCUGUCCCUACUCAGACAUUAACAUGAAGAAGGAGGUGGUGCUGCCUGAUCGGCUGGGCGGUGAAAAGCAGAUAGCUUUCGUUCCUGUGCAUUUUGUGCAGAAGACGAAGCGCCUGUUUGCAGAGGACGAGGUGGAGGCUGAGGAUGAGGUGAAAGACGAGGAAGGCCAUGUGGAGAACAGGGCGGAGUUGUCGGGUUAUGAUGGCGCUCCUCGUUUACGUGGUCGAACCCCAGGCCAAGCCAUGGUUAAACGGGAGCACAGGGAGGAAACUUCAUCUCAGGGACAGAAAGCGCCCUCUCCACUCGGCAAGAGAGGCCGACUUCCCUCCAGGCUUGCCCAGUCGACAAAAUAUCUGCGCAUCAAAGAUGAGGAGGAGGAGAUUGAACUCAAUAGCGUCAUAGCAGAGAGGAACGUGGACAGUCUUCAGCAGGCCCUGCAUCAGUCAGUCUUCCUGUCGGCCAUGUCUGCUCAUCCGGGCCGUGACCUGCCGCUGUGCUGGGAGCAGCACUGUAAACUCCUGCCGGGUGUGGCUGGUGUGCAGGCCAGUCGUGUAGCUGACUGGACAGUGGAGGAGGUGGCUGACUUCAUCCAUUCUCUCCCAGGCUGUGAAGAACAAGCCAAGCAGUUCAGAGAGGAGCAAAUCGACGGCAAGGCAUUCCUUCUUCUGACGCAGCGAGACAUCGUGAAGAUCAUGAGUGUUAAGCUCGGCCCCGCCCUCAAAAUCUACAAUUCCAUCCUGAUGUUCAAGCACGCUGAGGACAGCCAAUCAGCAAGCAGCGAUACUAAUACAUGAAGUCUAUGAAGUGUGACCCCCCCUUGAGUUGUAUGUGAACACAGAUGUCUACUGUAUUGAUGCAUUCCAGCCUCCUCCUCUCUCCACCCCUUCCAGCCACUCAGACAUAAAGGUACCCGGUAAAAGGACCUCCCCCCCUCUCUCUCUCUCUCUCUCUCUCUCUCUCUCUCUCUCUUCAAAGAGGAAGUGUUCACACCUCUGCCUUUCAGGAUCCAGUUUCUGUCACAACCUUCAAAUCUGCCUUGAAACGUAAAAAGCAAAGGUAAGCUUAACCCAUAAGCCAGCAGCAGCUCUCUAUUCUCCCACAGGCUGAACCCUCUUCCUCCAUGUCCCUCUCCUCCUCUUCCUCCUCUUCUUAAUCAUGUAAUCUCCUCCUCCCUGCAGAAAAAAAGAAAACUCAAUGAAAUGACAAUCAAUCAACCACAAAAGGUAACAAACAGCACAGCCAGCUUUCAUAACGAGGGUUGUAACAGUAAAGGUGCUUUUUAUAUCAAACACAACAGUCUGAACAGCAUUUGAUAAGCAGGUCUCAGUCUCUGCUGCAGCAUAUGAUUACAUCUGCUGACUUUUAUCCUGGGAGAGGCCCUUUGUGCUAACUGCUCCUUAUUUUAGUAUCUAUUUUGUAUAGAUGAUAUAUAUAUAUAAAUAUAUAUAAAUAUAAAUAUAUAAUUUUCUCUGUACCUGCUGAUUCAUCACCUUUAUUUAUUGUGAAAAUCUAGGUCUGUCUGUAAGGAAAAAUAAUAUAUUAUAUAUUCAGAAUUUUCAAAUGCCAAAAGGAUUUUCUUUUUUAAAUAAUGUUUAUUUUUGUGAUGUAUUGCACAUUUAGCUCAAGGUCAAAUAUCCAAAAUCUUUGGAUGGAUUCAAAUGAAUUUAAAUUGCUAUUUGAGUUGUAAUUUAAAGUAGCUAGAAUACUUUGAGUGUCAUUUUUUUGUGUUAAGUGAGUUCUAAUUCUUGAAAGUAGGUUUAUUAAAUAGGCUUUUCAGCAGUAAUUCAGGAUCUGUAAAGUCUUUCUUGUACUUUUUCUGGAAAGAUUUCUUUUCACACUGUCGACCCUCAGGGGGAAUUUUUGGUAACUGUUUAAAGGCUUCUUCUAAUGCACACCCAUGACGAUGUGUGUACAUAUUUAUAUUUGCUAUAUGUUUUUGAAUUAUUCUAACUGAAGCUGUCCAUUCAAAUGUGUUUGUACCAAUUAGUCGGACGUGAAUGAAACUUCAGCAGUGUAACUCUGUUUCUCGUCUUUUCCUGCUUUCAUGUUUUCUUUCUUUUGCCUUGGGUCGUCUCAGUCCCAAAAUAAAGAGCACCAGGUAUUCUGAUCCUUUACGAUACGUUCUCAGACUGCUGUUAAACGCAUGGUGCAGUGCUACAAUAAGCUGGUUCUAGUCUCCUGAUUCCAAAUGCCAUCUGAUUUAACCUUGAAAUGUACUGUAAAUAUUUGUUAAUCUGAUUUCUUACACUGAAUUUACACUUUGUACAACAGAACACAUUCGCAAGCUCAUGACCCAAAUAAUAAACAGUGCAAAUUCCCUAUUGA